Messenger RNA from Xiphophorus hellerii (green swordtail), 1324 nucleotides. Its product is annotated as CMP-N-acetylneuraminate-beta-galactosamide-alpha-2,3-sialyltransferase 1-like. Bases 156 to 1133 code for a protein of 325 amino acids. The transcript is spliced from 7 exons. The record is from RefSeq and is a predicted model, not a curated record. Gene Ontology annotation, molecular function: beta-galactoside (CMP) alpha-2,3-sialyltransferase activity. Gene Ontology annotation, biological process: sialylation. Gene Ontology annotation, cellular component: membrane. Lineage: Eukaryota; Metazoa; Chordata; Actinopteri; Cyprinodontiformes; Poeciliidae.
UACUUGCUCACCAAAGGAACUCAUCCUGUUCUCUCUCAGAAACCAUAACAUGAGCAGAAAGUGUGUUUGAAUUUCCAGCGUCAGCCUACGAAGCGUUCCCAAACACAAGAGUGUUUGCAAAUAACAGGUGGAGCUCAGCAGGAGAAAGGUCAAGGAUGUCAUUCAAACUGAAGCUACUGGCUUUUCAGCUGUCUGUGGCUACAGCUGGUUUCAUUUUGGUGUUACAAUUCAAAGAAUUGUCUCAACUACAAUUCCAAGACUGGUCUGCAUGUGACAGCUGCAUGUCUGAAAACAGCGGGUUGCUUAGCAGUCGUCUGAACCGUUCUGUUGAACCAGUUUUGUCUUCGAAAACAAACUUGUCAGAGGAAGCUUUCAGGUGGUGGAAGCGUUUGCAGAAUGAACGCCGGGACUUCAGGUUCUUCAAAAAAACGGUCCACAAGCUCUUCCAGAUCUUCCCCCGCAGACCCAAGCUUAGAAAGCAGAGCCCUGACACCUGCAGGACUUGUGCAGUUGUUGGAAAUUCUGCAAAUUUGAAUGGAUCACAUUAUGGACCUCUGAUAGAUUACCAAGACGUCGUUAUGAGAAUGAACUUUGCUAAAAUAAAAGGCUAUGAGGCACACGUCGGGACCAAAACGACUUAUCAUGUCAUGUACCCAGAGAGCGCCAUGAAUUUGCACAACUCCACUCAUCUCGUCUUCUUUCCAUACAAGAUUAUGGAUCUUGAAUGGCUCAUCAAGGCUUUUACGACAGGAUUCUAUGAAAGGUCCUACGCGCCCGUAAAGACCAAAAUUAGAGCCAACAAAGAUUUGGUGAUGGUGAUCAACCCAGAGUUCAUGAAGUAUUCUCAUGAGAAGUGGCUGGAGAAGGAAGGCGCGUAUCCAUCCACCGGCUUCAUGACUUUAAUUUUCGCCCUACACAUUUGUGAUGAGAUCCAUGUCUUUGGCUUUGGAGCAGACAGCGAUGGAAACUGGAGCCAUUACUUCGAAGAGUUGACCAACAAAACACUGAAAACUGGAUCGCACCCUGGAAUUCGUGAAUAUGACAUCAUACAAGAGCUAGCUAAAGAGAAAAUGGUGAAAUUUUACAAAGGUCAUGAUAGUGCCCUUAUUUCAUACAAACAAAAAUUAAAAUAAAAUAUGUGAGAUCACCUGAACUAGUGUGCAUAUUUAGAAUUUAUUAAUCCUGUGUUAUUUUGAUUUUUACUGAACAAAAGUCCAGCUAAGCUGCUGAUUAAUAAUGGGUUAACGUUCAAGGCCAUCUCUAAUAUUCCAAAAGUCACAUAGAAUGUAGUUUUUGGUUUAACACAAAUAUUUAUAUGAUUUAA